UCGCAUAUAAUACACAGUCGAACCGCUAAAUAUUGUGCUGUGUCAAGACGUUAUCAAGUUUUCAACGCACAUAAAAUUGUAUAAAUUAAUUUAAUAAUAUCAAAAUGAGUUUUGGAUUUGAUUCUUUAAAGUCUGAGCCUAAAGGCUUUGCAGAUAAUUCCUGUGGUAGUCCUUAUGGCGUCCAGAGUGCUUUUGUUUCUGGAUUGGGCGGUGUUAGAAAGCAAAUGGGAUGCCCGCAUCCACUAGAAAAGUCACAAUUGAAUUUUCAUAAAAACCAAGAAAAGAUGGAAAUGUUAGUUCUUCGUAAUACACAAGGAAUUCAUGCUCCAAUGCGUUUAGCGAUGGAAAUCAAAGCAGCUGAAAAAAUUGGUAGACUUCCAUUCUUGCCAUCUUCAAAUCUCAUGAAGGAUAUUAUUCUUGGACGUGAAGAUGAUAUUGGCUUUGAAGAUAUUUUGAAUACAGCUGAAUUCAGAGAACAAAUGGGACAGCCACAUGCUGUGGUGGAAAAAAGUUUAGGAAUCUUGUAAGAUUGGCCAGCAUAGUGAUAUUCAAUAAAUAAAACAGUGCUAAAUGCA
Molecule: messenger RNA, 575 nt
Organism: Trichogramma pretiosum
Lineage: Eukaryota; Metazoa; Arthropoda; Insecta; Hymenoptera; Trichogrammatidae
Gene: Pomp
Product: proteasome maturation protein
Exons: 5
Coding region: 105-527 (140 amino acids)
Biological process (GO): proteasome assembly
Cellular component (GO): cytoplasm; nucleus
Source: RefSeq, a predicted model, not a curated record